AUCUCUAACCCCACUUACCUUUCUCUCUUCCUAAUAUUACUCUUUGUAGCGAGUAGUGGCCAAAAUCCCAUCUCCCAAAGCUUACUUUGUGUUGUGUCCUCAUGAAACCGGCAUGGUUGGAUGCGCUUUACGCAGAGAAGUUCUUUGUUGGAUGUCCGUACCAUGAGACGGCAAAAAAGAACGAGAAGAACGUGUGUUGUCUUGAUUGUUGCAUCAGCCUCUGCCCUCACUGUGUACCCUCACAUAGAUAUCAUAGACUCCUCCAAGUUCGCCGCUAUGUAUAUCACGAUGUUGUUAGGCUUGAAGAUCUUCAGAAACUCAUUGACUGCUCUAACGUUCAAGCUUAUACAAUAAAUAGUGCAAAAGUUGUUUUCAUCAAGAAAAGACCACAGAAUAGACAAUUCAAAGGAGCUGGCAACUAUUGCACUUCAUGUGACCGAAGUCUUCAAGAACCCUUUAUCCAUUGCUCCUUGGGUUGUAAGGUGGACUUCGUGAUGAAACGUUACAGGGACAUAACUCCAUUCCUAAAGCCAUGUCACACUCUAACCCUAGGUCCUGACUACAUCAUCCCACAAGACUUACCCGCGGAUGAUGACGUGAAUGCCUACGAGACUCCCCGGUCUACGGUGGUCGACGGUGAUGAGUCCAUGAGCUGGUCAUCGACUUCCUCCGAUCUACGAGACGCUGCAACCACCACCCACGUCGUGAGGAAAAAGCGGACCGGUUUAUGCUUCUGUACCAAAUCCGCUAAUAGUUAUAAAGUAAUUUCUGAUGAUCCUGACGAUAUUUCCACUUGCAUCAAUCGGCGCAAAGGCAUUCCUCAACGAUCUCCUCUCUGUUAACUUUCUCUUUUGAUUUUCAUUUUGUUUUUAGUUUAUUUUCACCAUAUAGUGUUAUAUGUUACAUGUAUGGAUUGUUGUCUUUCUAUCUAAUAAACUUUAUAGUAAAUCAUUACGUAGAGGUCAAUAAUUUAGCAUACCUUACAAGAAAAUAAAAUGUGAGAAA
Molecule: messenger RNA, 1005 nt
Organism: Thlaspi arvense
Lineage: Eukaryota; Viridiplantae; Streptophyta; Magnoliopsida; Brassicales; Brassicaceae
Source: the annotation of a GenBank genome assembly